CAGUCUUGAACAGGCCCCUGGGCCCGUUCCACGAAGCGAUCUUAGCCCUAAGAUCAACUUAAGUGCAUAGGGUAGCUAUGCGCUUACGGUAAUCUUAGGUCUAAGAUCGCUUCCUGGAACGGGGCCCUGCUGGAUAGCUGAAUAUUCCACUGCAAAAUGUAAGGACAGCGUGCUUGAACCUUAAUUGGAUAGAAGCACGAAAAUAACGGGGGGUGUACGCCUACGGAGCUUGGGUGGCGUGAGUAAAUUCGUUGUGCAUACUGGGAUUUUAUUAGGGCAUUUGCAGCCAUAGUAGUGUACAUCCAUGCGCGAGUGCAGGGAUGGGGGAAUUGUGAUAAACACAAACACGUGUGUAUUAAACUUAUUUGUAUAAAUAUUUAUAAAAUUGUCCAAUCAGAAUACAGAAUGACAUCACUAUUCAAGGAAACUUCUAUUUUGAGUUCCGGUUUCUUGGAAGCACGUUGCAAUGUCAACAACAUGAUAAACAACAAGGGAAAUGACUUAUGUCUAAAUAUACACGUUGACUCAGGCAGUCUUAGUGAUAAUCGGGUGCACGCCUCGGGAUCGCUAUAAAACAACUAUGGCUGAAGCAAAUGCUCACUUACUAAAUUGUGUUGAAGACGAAAGAAUGGAGCAAACCAACGUUUCCACCGAUCAAACUACCGUCAACCCCUUGGAAAGAUUACUACAGAGGCAACGCAGUGAAAUUAUGAAUGAACUGAGAAACAUAGAGGAAGGCGAAAGACCCGUUACUGGUCGGGAUCACCGUGGCAACAUCAACAGUUUCUUUGCCAAACAUCUCGUAGAUCCGGCUGGCAGCAGUGGCAAGGAGAAUGUCCCGUCCAACGUUGACCGCGUUGAAGAGCACCGCCCCGAGUCGGUGGUGGUGGAGGUGCAGGGGCUGUUCGAACAGCACAGGGUGUCAUCCAUACUACAGUCCGCUUCCUUCAGACGUCAGCUCGAGUCCGCCAUCAGAGGAAGCAUCACUUCGGCUUCAAGGCAGAUGUCAAGUGCCUCUCAGGCGUCACGUCGAAGCAGAAAUGGAUUGAGAGUUGCCUCCCCUGCCCAACCGAGCACGUCUCAGCAGGUGGCAGAUGAAGUAGGUCAGUCGAGAUUACCACAAGUUCCAGUAGCGCCACCUCUUGAAAGUUUAGCAGCAGCAGCAGCGACAGAUUCGAUACCUCCCCAUCACUCGAGAGCUUCCAGUCAUGAUAGUGUAGUGUCUGUGGAGUCAGCAAACUCAGCUAGUGAAGACUCCAACUUUGAUGAAGUUUCUCCAGCUGACAUUGGUGUGUGGAGACCAGUGAUUGAAAGCCCUGCCGAGCCGCUGACGUGGGAGAAUGUGAGUCAGAUCCAGCGCGAGGAGCUGGUUGAAGAGAUCAGUGAGUUGCUCCACCACCGCCUCGUGUCGUCCACACUCGACGGGGAGUUCCGAGGACUGCUCGAGAUCCACAUGCAGAAUCGCCUACAGAGCACAGAAUUCGAUGGUGAAAAUGUGGCUAACUUUGUGCGGUCGCUGCCACGAAACCAACCAAUCCUCCACAAUGACUUCAGCCAUCUUGGACUGCAAGGUCCAACAGAUAACCUUGACAACAUCUCCGUGACCAGCCUGAGUGCCACAGCUGUUCCAUAUACUCAUAGUAAUUUGUAUCUAAGUCGUGAGAUAAAGAGUCUGAAGGCUCAGAUGGUAGAAAUGAAGAACAUGAUCAAGUUGAACUUUGACCUUUCACUCGACAUCCAGCGUGCUGUGCGACAGGAAGUUGCUGCUGGGAUUGCAAUGGCUGCAGGUGAAAAUGCUGCAGCAGCAGCCACGGCCCCGGCGUCAGCCCGUUCGAUGCCAGUGAACGACACCCACUGUGUGGUCUGUCUGGAAAACUUCUCCGACUCCGUGCUGUAUCAGUGUGGACACAUGUGCGUCUGCUAUGCCUGUGGGAAACAUCUGCUUUCUCUCGGAUCGAAGUGUCCCAUGUGCAGAGCACCAAUCAAAGACAUCAUCCGCGCUUACAAAUGUGCAAACGAAUGAACAGAGAAAGUGAAAAUGCUAUGCAAGAAUUUAUUCACUAAAUACAUAUAUGUACAUAAAUAAAAGAGAGUUCACCAGGAAAGGCUUGUGGUCACUCCACACUUGCCUGGAAAACUUUAGCAGAGCAGCAAAUUGAUCAACUUGCAAUAAUUUAUUUUAAUGAAUUUCAUUUGAAACUUCAUGUGACUGCUCACAUGGCAUCAUUAAGGAGAGUGAUCUUCAGCUCGCCUUGAUUUUACUCCUGAUGAAGACUGUAAAUAUAUCUAUAUGACAAUGAUGUAAUCAAAUUUAAUGCGCCUAUUUUAUGAGCGAACCAGAUGUUAUGGAAAUUGUUGGUGUAUUUAUUAGAAGUAGAUUUUGAUUUAAUUUGAUUUUUUACAAACCUUUUUGUGUGGGUGGGAGGUAGCCUACCUAACAAGUAAAAAUGGAUCAAAAUGACAUUGGACUUUUUCAAAACUUUGCAGCAUCUGUAUUACAGUGUAAUAAAAUUAAUGAUAUAUUCUAGGUGUGAACCAAAGGUAGAUGUUCUGGGAUGGUUUAUAUUGGUAGGUUUUGAUUGAAUUUAAUUUUCUGCAAAUGUUUCUGGGUGGGAAGUAAAUUGAGUAGACAUGAAUGAAAAUAACACUGGAUACUUAGAAAAAUCUGCAUGAUGUUAAAAAAUCGAGAGUAUACCAAGUUGGGUGAUCUUUUUUCUAUCAUUUGUGUUUUAAUAUUAUAUUUCUAAUUUAUUUAUCAUGUAGUUCUAAAAAUCUGAAUUUUCAUCGAAGAAAUAGAUGUUAUUUUCAUCAUGAUGAAUACUAAAUUCAGGUAGCUGCACAACUUAUUAAUAAAUUGUUGAUACAUUGGUGUAAUAAAUUUGCAAUAAGUUA
Gigantopelta aegis is the source of this 2892-nucleotide messenger RNA. RefSeq lists its product as uncharacterized. The record is from RefSeq and is a predicted model, not a curated record. The transcript is spliced from 7 exons. NCBI's taxonomy places the organism in Eukaryota, Metazoa, Mollusca, Gastropoda, Neomphalida, Peltospiridae. Bases 581 to 2023 code for a protein of 480 amino acids.